AUGUCCUCAUUCUUCGAGUUUGCUAAACCCAAAAUGAUUGAUAUCAAAAAGAAGAUCAACUUUGCCAACGUGACCAGCGAAAGGGCCGACGAGCCGGUCCAGCAGCAGCAGCCGGAACAGCAACAGCCGGCGGCUCAGCAGCACACGCCGACCGCAAGGGCAUCUUCCAACCCUUUUAUUACUCCGAUCACCGAAAGUACACCUGGUACGUAGAUAUUACAACAACAUUACGACUCGAUCGUUUGCUAACAUUGGUUUUGUUCUGCAAAAGAUUGCAUUAACCCUCCCGUUAAUUUCCCAUGUUUUUUAAUACUUCAGCUAUGUCAGAAUCAUGGGUCGAACUGGCUCCGAGCCGUACCAGCCUUUGCAGCAGUGUCGAUAUCAACAUGGUCAUUGUGGACGAGAAGGACAAGGACUCGAGAUUGAGCCCGGUGUCAAUGGUUCAGUCUCCCCAUGUCGAGUUUGAGAAUUUGGAGCAAGUGAAGUACAAAUUGGUGCGAGAGAUGCUUCCGCCCGGAAAGAACACUGACUGGAUCUGGGACUGGAGUAGCCGACCGGAGAACACUCCGCCAAAGUAGGACUUUUCAAAAUCGAUACUGGUAAUCAGCGUUCAUUCAGAACUGUUCGAAUGGUGCAAUACGGCUCCAACCUGACCACACCGCCAAACUCUCCAGAGCCAGAGCUCUAUCAUCACAUGCCACUAGAAUCCGAUUCGCUCUUCAACGUGCGUGUGGUCUUCGGUUUUCUAGUCACCAACAUCUUCAGUUUUGUUGUCGGAGCCGCUGUCGGGUACGUCUUCUAUGUCCUUUCCAUUACCUCUCGUCUUGUUUUUCAGAUUCGCAGUGUGCCGGAAAAUAAUCAAGCAUCACCGUCACUGA
Molecule: messenger RNA, 878 nt
Organism: Caenorhabditis sp. 36 PRJEB53466
Lineage: Eukaryota; Metazoa; Nematoda; Chromadorea; Rhabditida; Rhabditidae
Source: the annotation of a GenBank genome assembly